AUGGAUGAACACCUAAUUUCGACCAUCAACAAGUUGCAAGAUGCCUUGGCUCCUUUGGGGGGAGGAUCUCAAGCCCCUGUUGAUUUGCCUCAAAUCACCGUGGUUGGAAGUCAAUCGAGUGGUAAAUCGUCCGUAUUGGAGAACAUUGUGGGAAGAGAUUUCCUUCCAAGAGGUACAGGAAUCGUCACGAGAAGACCAUUGGUCCUUCAAUUGAUCAACAAGAGGCCUUUAAAGACUGCAAACGCAUCGUUGAUCGACAUCAAGACUGUCGGUCAAGAUGGCCUUAAAACUGAAAACAAUACUGAGGAAUACGGUGAGUUCUUACAUCUUCCAGAUAAAAAGUUCUACAACUUCGAAGAUAUUCGUCAAGAAAUUGUUAAGGAGACUGAUAAGAUGACCGGAAAGAAUGCCGGUAUUUCAGCCAUACCCAUCAACUUGAGAAUUUACUCCCCACACGUGUUAACUUUGACCCUUGUGGAUCUACCAGGUUUGACUAAGGUUCCCGUCGGUGACCAGCCAAAAGAUAUUGAAAAACAAAUAAGGGAAAUGAUCAUGAAGUUCAUCAGUAAACCUAAUGCUAUCAUCUUGUCCGUCAAUGCAGCCAAUCAGGAUCUGGCCAAUAGUGACGGUUUGAAGUUGGCUAGAGAGGUCGAUCCCGAAGGUACGAGAACAAUCGGUGUCUUGACAAAGGUUGACUUGAUGGAUAAAGGAACUGAUGUUAUUGAUAUCUUAGCCGGUAGAGUCAUUCCUUUGAGAUAUGGUUAUGUUCCCGUGAUUAAUAGAGGUCAGAGAGACAUCGAACAGAAUAAAACUAUCAAAGAUGCUCUGCAAAACGAGAAACAGUUUUUUGAGAAUCAUGCAAGUUAUGCUAGUAAGUCGCACUAUUGUGGUACCCCAUUCUUGGCCAAGAAGUUGAACUCGAUUCUUUUGCAUCAUAUCAAGACUACCCUUCCAGAGAUUAAGAAUAGAAUUGAAACUGCCCUCAGCAAGUACUCCAAUGAACUGGCAACUUUAGGAACUGAAGUUUUGGAUUCGCCAAGUUCCAUAAUUUUGAACACGAUUACUGAUUUUUGCAACGAUUAUAACAGUAUUUUGAACGGCCAAUCCAAGGACAUAUCUUCCAAUGAACUAAGUGGUGGUGCAAGAAUAUCAUUUGUCUUCCAUGAAAUUUUCAAGAAUGGUAUCUAUGCUUUGGACCCAUUCGAUCAAAUAAAGGAUACUGACAUUCGUACUAUUAUGUACAACUCUUCGGGAUCAGCGCCAUCUCUGUUUGUUGGUACCCAAGCGUUUGAAUUAUUGGUGAAGCAGCAGAUUAGCAGGUUCCAUGAGCCUUCUCACAAGUGUAUCAAUCUUAUUUAUGACGAAUUGGUUCGUAUAAUUAACCAGAUUCUAAAUCAGAAUCAGUAUGCUAGGUAUCCCUUAUUGAAGGAACAAAUUAAUCAAACUUUUGUUCAAUUCUUAAGGGAAGCUUUAAUUCCAACUGACAAGUUUUGUAAAGACAUUGUCACUGCCGAGCAAACUUAUAUCAACACCGCUCAUCCAGAUUUAUUGAAGGGAUCUCAAGCUUUGUCUAUUGUACAAGAGAAACUAAACCCAAGUCGUCCUAAUUUGGAUCCAAAGACCGGAAAGCCGAUAAAGCAACAGCAGCAAACUCCUAGUCCAGAGGAUGACGACCGUGGAUCCUCCUUCUUUUCUGGAUUUUUCUCAUCUAAGAAUAAGAAGAAGUUGGCUGCUAUGGAGGCCCCGCCUUCAGUUUUGAAAGCAUCUGGAACCAUGUCUGAUAAAGAAACACAAGAAACAGAGGUAAUCAAGUUGCUGAUUCAAUCCUACUUUAACAUUGUGAAGAAGUCUAUUGCUGACAUUAUUCCAAAGUCUGUGAUGCUCAAGCUGAUUGAAUUCUCAAAAUCUGAGAUUCAGAAGGUCUUAUUGGAGAAAUUAUACAACAACAAUGACCUGGAUUCCAUUGUCAAAGAGAACGACGUUACUGUGGCUAGAAGAAAGGAGUGCAUCAAGAUGGUAGAAGCAUUACAACAUGCUAAUGAGAUCGUUAAUAAUGUUUGA
Molecule: messenger RNA, 2061 nt
Organism: Komagataella phaffii GS115
Lineage: Eukaryota; Fungi; Ascomycota; Pichiomycetes; Pichiales; Pichiaceae
Product: Dynamin-like GTPase required for vacuolar sorting
Exons: 1
Coding region: 1-2061 (686 amino acids)
Biological process (GO): peroxisome organization
Cellular component (GO): microtubule; membrane; cytoplasm
Molecular function (GO): GTPase activity; GTP binding; microtubule binding
Source: RefSeq, a predicted model, not a curated record